This is a messenger RNA of Mytilus californianus (California mussel), 741 nucleotides long. RefSeq lists its product as uncharacterized. The coding region runs from base 1 to 741 and encodes 246 amino acids. The transcript has a single exon. The record is from RefSeq and is a predicted model, not a curated record. NCBI's taxonomy places the organism in Eukaryota, Metazoa, Mollusca, Bivalvia, Mytilida, Mytilidae.
AUGAUUGGUGAAGGUGUUUCUGAAGAGUAUAUUAGCAGAAAAGAACUAGAACCAUCUCAGUUUGAAGAAUCAUUUCAAAGUGAGCAGACGUAUUUACCAGACAAGAAAGAAAUCAUGCCUUCAUGUGAUGAUUGUGGUGUAGUCUUUGAAAGCGUCCCUGAUUUAGCUAGACACAUGAAUAGGUGGUGCCCGGAAAAUAAUGAUUUAAAAAGAAAAAGGGAAAAAGAGGAUGAAGACAUUCCCAUAAAGAAGUCUCGUGUAGACGAAAUUGAUAUAGAAGAUGGAGAAGAUACGGCUUUCAUAAAAUUGACUGAACUUGCAAGGGAGGCAAAUGAAGAUAUAUGGGAAGAAAAAGUUGAUAAAUACAUGGAUGGUAACAUGAAUGAAGACCAUGCAAGACGUAAGGCCAAUCGGAAACUAAAAAACGAGGAUAUGGAUCAGUUUUUGUCCAGAUAUAGUAGUUUGGUUGAGUAUCUACUACAACUACAAAACGGCAAAUUGCACGGCAAAGUCAUGAAAAUGAUUACAAAACUAAUUAACGAUGACAUGGACUACGAGAAAGCCAUUAAAUUAGCCGUCAGGAAAUAUAAACCUUUGUUGGAAAGCUAUCUAGAUGAAGCUAUUGAUAACGAAACAAAUGAUGAUGGUUCUGAAAGCGAAGAUAGCAUUGAUGAUGAAGGAGAGGAAGAGGGGGAAGAGGAGGAUGAAGAGGAUGUAGACGAUGAAAGCUCAACUAUAUAA